Bubalus bubalis (water buffalo) is the source of this 856-nucleotide messenger RNA. It is a transcript of the gene MRPL35, whose product is annotated as mitochondrial ribosomal protein L35. Gene Ontology annotation, cellular component: ribosome; mitochondrion. Gene Ontology annotation, biological process: translation. Lineage: Eukaryota; Metazoa; Chordata; Mammalia; Artiodactyla; Bovidae. The transcript is spliced from 4 exons. Gene Ontology annotation, molecular function: structural constituent of ribosome. The record is from RefSeq and is a predicted model, not a curated record. Bases 54 to 698 code for a protein of 214 amino acids.
AGGGCUAACAGCAUCCACGGAAAUUUCCUUGUGUCCUGUCUGGGACGUGGUGUAUGCAUGAGAUUCAGGGAGUGUGCAGGGGAUGUGCCUGUUUGGUUCCCUCAGUGCCGGUACAAGGGGUCUUAAGAGAGACAGGAGUGAAGGAUUGCCUUCACUCCGAAGACUUCUGCAAAAGGAUUUUACGGCCCCUGAACAUUUUGGCAUCUUCAGCCUAUCGAAACUGCACCAAGAAUGCCUGUCUUAAUUCUGUACUGUCCUCCCGACAUUUCAGUCAUAUUCAGACACCAGUUGUGUCCUCUGCUCCCAGACUGAUCACAUCUGUCAGAAACCUGACAUGUGGGCAGACUGCCACAGUCCUCAAUAGAAUGGCCCUCUUGCUCCCAAAUGUCCUGAAGCCACCAGUCAGAACUGUAACAUACUACAGUUCGAGAAAAGGCAAGAGGAAGACUGUGAAAGCUGUCAUCUAUAGGUUUCUUCGACUUCAUAGCGGUCUGUGGCUAAGGAGGAAGGCUGGUUAUAAGAAAAAAUUAUGGAAAAAGACGGUUGCAAGAAAAAGACGCCUGAGGGAAUUUGUCUUCUGCAAUAAGACCCAGAGUAAGCUCUUAGAUAAAAUGACAACAUCUUUCUGGAAGAGGCGAAACUGGUAUGCUGAUGAUCCUUAUCAGAUGUAUCACGAUCGAACAAACUUGAAAGUAUAGAUCAGAAGAUCCAUGAUUUCUCAGUUAUUAACUGUAUAUCUGUGUAUGUAUGGUGUCUUUGCAAAGAUGAAGUGGUAUAAGACAUGAUGUAAAUUGUACCAACUGAUACUUGGAACAUGGGGUACCAACAUUAAACUUAACAAUGUUUUAAAACUUAA